GGUGUACCCAUGCACGAUUUUCAUUAUCGAAUUUAAAACCUUUCAAUACAGACAGAUAAUCGCGACAAUAAGAAUAAGUAAAACAACAGGAAAAAGCAAAAACAAAAACAAAUAACAACAACGACGUCAAUAAUAAAUAUUGUUUCUGAUUCAAGUAGAACACCAGACAUUUGGCAAGAAGGGUUAAUCCGUUCGAUGAAGCCGAGUAUUUCACUGCUUAUUCACCCAACAAAUACUGCACUGUCGACAGGAUUUUACCAAGGAAGGAUUUUUUACUUAGUCAUAAAUCACAGUUUUGAGGGGUGUUCGUAGUCAAGAAUAUCGAUACAAGUAUUUGACAGGUAUUUGGUUUUAUCAGACCGAAAAGUUGGGUGGACAACUUUAUGUGUGUGUGUGUGUAUGUGUGUGAGUGUACACACAGAUACUCCCAGGUUUCCUACGACAGUAACCAGUAAUUUCUGUGGAGUAAUAUUUACUGAUAAAAAAAAGUUUAUCAUAAGAGUGAAGGAUUUAUAUACAGGCUGUUAAGAUGGCAUACCGACAGGAAGACGAAAUAAAUUUUGGAGAUACUGCAAGAAGGGGCACACUUUUCAGAACGUUUCGACCCAAAAUAACCCCAUUUUGGCCGUUUUUAUUUCAUGACCCAACUGUCAGCUGGAUUGGAGAAGAUGAUAUCAGCCUGCGUGAAAGUUUGGAGUUCGAACCUCAGAAGCAGAAAUGGUCAAAGAAAUGGCGAUUGGUCCUUGUCGGCAUUAUUCUGCUUCUCUUGGCUCUUGCUGCAGGAUUAAUCACAACCAUUAUUCUUUUAACAAAAUCCGAUACAGUUGAUCCAGUGAAAAGGACGAUGAAUGUGGACCUGUACUUCAACGAAACUUACAAGAAGGAAUAUGCAGAUCCGGAAAACAAACUAACGAUAGAAAAACGACGGGAAAUUACUGAAAAGAUUGACAACGCAAUAAAGAAAAACUCCGUACUAAAUCUACUUUACACGGGUAGUUCGGUCACUGAGCUUCGAAAAGGCAGUAUUUUAGCGAAGAUGCAGUUAGAAUUUGAAAGUAAGAUACAGGAGAUCAGAGAAAUCCAAAAAGUAGCAAGUGCUGACGUUGUUAGUCAAAGCCUGAAAAAGAUUCCGACAUUAUUGGUGGAGAAGUCCUGUAUACUUUGGGAAGGAAAAGACAAUUCAAGUAGAGAGACAAGAACAACAACUACACGACCAACGAAAGCAACUGCACUAGGAACAACAAGAGUAAAAGACACAAAAACAAGUGUUACUAGUUUGGUCAAUGUAGAAAUGCACUUGAAUGAGGAAUACAAAGCUAUAUAUUCGGACCUUAAUAAUGCUGAGACACAAACGAAGGUUGCUGAGAUUUCUGCAAAGGUCGAUGAAUCUAUGGAAAACAGUGAGUUGGCGGACACAUAUCUUGGCAAUAAUGUUACACAAUUAAGAAACGGUAGCCUGAUUGCAGACCUGAUUAUGGAAUUCAAACGUGCAGAUCCCCAGGUAGAGAUUGUCCGCGAAACCAUGAAUAAUAUUACAGGUGUAAUAGGAGAAAAGACGAAAGUGAAUUUCGAAAAUACUGUAGAACAAACAACAACAGGCACGACUGAAGAAUUAACAACAACAGCCACGACUGAAGAACCAACAACAAAAGUCACAAUUGAAGAACCAACAACAACAGCUAAAGAACCAAUAACACAACAGAAGGCUAAGGCUAAAGAACAAAUAACCAAUAACAACACCAAGGCUAAAGAACCAAUAACACACCAAGGGUAA
Messenger RNA from Octopus sinensis (East Asian common octopus), 1774 nucleotides. RefSeq lists its product as uncharacterized. Lineage: Eukaryota; Metazoa; Mollusca; Cephalopoda; Octopoda; Octopodidae. The record is from RefSeq and is a predicted model, not a curated record. The transcript is spliced from 11 exons. Bases 530 to 1774 code for a protein of 414 amino acids.